Messenger RNA from Ictidomys tridecemlineatus (thirteen-lined ground squirrel), 1619 nucleotides. Lineage: Eukaryota; Metazoa; Chordata; Mammalia; Rodentia; Sciuridae. The record is from RefSeq and is a predicted model, not a curated record.
CCGUUUCUGGGAUUUCAACAGUUGAGCGGCUGUGCUCAAUCUAGUCUAAUCUGACAUGAGAAAGCUGCCCACCCUCCUCUCAGGAAGAAACAUAAUUUUAAUGUAGGUGCAGAGGCGGGGCCGCACUUCUCGGCGCCUCUGCACUUCCUUGGCGCCACAUUAGCAGCCUCCGGAGUCCACCUAGGUACCGCGGGGGCAGCCUGGCAAGGCUCCAGGCCCGCGCCCCCGCCCUUCUCUCCGGGGUGGCUCCGCGCGGCCGGCGCCCUGCACCAGUCUUGCGCUCGCCUCCCUGCGGGGCGCGGGCAGGGCGCUCCGCCUCCCAAAGGCCAGCGGCGGCCAUGGCGGCCAAGGCGGCCAGUCAGGUCCGGGCAUGGGCGGGCGCCGCGCUCCGCAGGCCAGCCCACACCGCCCGGCCACCAGUCCCUCUCUGGGUCGGCACAGGGUUCCGACAGCGUCUGGGCCUCACGCUGGCCUCGGCAGAGGGAGACCACGGCGGGUCCACGCCCGGCUCGCAAGGUGGGCCCGAUGGAGCAGCAAAGCUGUCGGCGAGCGAAGAGUUAACUGCAGCGGAACAGCAGAUCGCGGAGCUGCACGCCGCCGCCUGCGCGACUGGCCAGCUUAACUAUGUGGACCCAGCUACUGGCUACAUGGUGCUCACACGGAUAGCCCACUUGCAGAGAGGUUCCUGCUGUGGCUCCGCCUGUAGACACGUACAAAGAGACAAGAAGAGAAAUCAAGAAUGUUGCAAACUAGAUCCCACAAAGCUUUUCUUUUAUUAUUAGCGGAAUAAAUAGAAAUUUGUCCAGCAUUGAGAGGUGGGUUUACUUAAAAUAGUAAAGAUUUCUUUCUUCCUUGCCCUCCCUUCCCUUCCUUUCAUAUCCUUCUCUUCCCCUGCAUCCUUCCCUUUUGUCCUUCCUGCUUCCUUUUGUCUUUGUUCCCACCCACCCCCCAGUCUGUGCUUCAAAUAGUCUGUGAAGUUAGAUUAACCUGAAUUUAGUGCUUUUCAUUUCCUAAUAUAUUUAUGUCAAUAGAUAUAUUUCUAUUUAUACUGAUUAAGAUGAACUAUACUACUGCCCUAUUUUGAUGAAAGAAAACCAGGAUUUUUUUUGAACUAUCAAAAGGCACAUCAUUAAGGUAAAUUGUUAUAGAGUUAAGAUUAUAAACUUAACAUCUGUAUACAGAACACUUUGUAUGUUUUGUUGCAAGAAGGUGUUAUUUCCUUUAACUAACCUACUUGAAAAUUAUAGACAUUAAAUGCAGGUAUUAAUCAUAGCCGGUAUUAAAAAUUUCACCCUUCACUUUUAUGUGUGCUCCUACCUAUGUCAUUAGCUGUUUCUAAUCAAAUGCAUAAGAGUUUCGAGUAAAUUGAGGACUUCAGUAUUUUCCAAGAGUGGAUUUUUGACAGUAAAAUGCUUAAGGUUGGAAGGAUGCAUUUAGGAAAUGGUUCUUGGACCUAAUUAGGACCAUUUGCCUGAGGUUGCCAUUAUUUUCCUCUUAGUCUGCAAAACAUGAUAGACCAAAUGAUCUAUAUAAUGUUAUUAGCAGUCUUUUUUUUCACAAGAAGUGUGUUUUUUCAAGAUGAUUAUUAGAUAACUCAGUAAUGCUAUGUAUUAUUUCUU